CGCCUCGCCUGGAGCCGAAGCGGCCGCUCGUUCCCGGUGGCAGCGCCGCACGCCCCCCGCCCCACGGCCACGGGCGCCAGGAAGACCGGAGUGAGGACUCUAGAACUUAAUGGAACUACUUACAGUAGUCCUGUCAUGAUUUAACCCAAGCUAGCAAUUCAAAACCACCAUAGCUCCUCACUCACUCUGCAUGCCCCUUCCCAAAUAGGGGAGAGAAUUCAAAGGGAAGGAGGGAACUUGUUGACUGAUAUAAGCACAGAUUAAUAAAAUGCAAUUCCUCAUGAACUCCAUCUGCACCAAGCACCCAGUCCUGGGAGAAGCAACCUGGUUCUGAACAGCAGAUUUUGGAAGGGCAAAAAGUCAACUAAAAGAAACUUCCAAACAGAACUCGACCAAAAUGGAGCAGAAUCAGAAAUAGUCUCCAUCCCUGUCCAGAAAAUCCGUCUCUCCUUAAAUUCAAAGCCUGACAUUAAUGGGAUGGAGUAUUCUCAUUGAUCAGCCUGGAUGUCAGCCAGUGUCUUUGUCAUCCAUGUCCCUUUCCAGCUGCUCCACACCUGUGGGCUCAGAAUGUCCUCCCAGACCAACCAAGAUAACAGCAAGGUUUUGCAUUCUCUUGGCUCCAGCUCAAAGGCACUGCAAAAUUACUUGAAGAACAACAUUAACUCUGUCCCAGGGUGUUAUCUUCUUGUUCUCAAACCAAAUCCAAACAAUGACUGUGCUAGCUACAAAAAACAAGUUUCUAACUGCAUGAACAAAAUUAACUCACUUUCAGUCAAACCAGCACAAGUUCUUAUGCUGUUCUUGUGAUGUAACUGAGUCUUACUAGAAGGUGAAAAGGUACAACAUCUGUUUUUUUGUAGUCCUUGACCUUUCUGCUCAGCUACCAUCAGAUACUUAUUAGUGCCACUUUUGUCAGUGCUUUGUUUUGUGGCUGACUCUAGGAAUUAGUCUGAGACCCACAAGUUGUUUCCCUCCAGCUACAGACCCACUCAGGGAGUGCUCAGGGUGCAGUUUCACAGCCUGUUCACAUCACAUUCCUACUGCUCUCCUCUCCCUGCCCCAUCUCUCCUGGUUGUGUGAGAGAUCAGCUGCCUGCAUUGUGAGACAGUUUGGGUAAUGAUGGCUCAGCUCCAGCAAGGAGGCCCAGAUGAAAAAGAAAAGACUACUGCAUUAAAGGAUUUAUUGUCUAGAAUAGACUUGGAUGAACUAAUGAAAAAAGAUGAGCCACCACUUGAGUUUCCUGAUACUCUGGAAGGAUUUGAGUACGUUUUCAAUGAAAAAGGGCAGUUGAGACACAUAAAAACUGGGGAGCCGUUUGUAUUUAACUAUCGUGAAGAUUUGCACAGAUGGAACCAAAAGCGCUAUGAAGCUCUUGGAGAGAUCAUUACGAAGUAUGUUUAUGAACUGCUCCAAAAGGAAUGCCACUUGAAGAAGGUGACUCUCCCGGUUGACGCGACUGAGAGUGAACCAAAGAGCUUUAUCUUUAUGAGUGAAGACGCGCUAACGAACCCUGACAAGCUGAUGGUAUUAAUUCAUGGUAAUGGAGUUGUAAGAGCAGGUCAGUGGGCCAGGAGACUGAUAAUUAACGAGGAUCUGGACAGUGGCACGCAGAUACCCUAUAUAAAGAGAGCUACUGAGGAAGGCUAUGGAGUAAUAGUACUGAAUCCCAAUGAGAACUAUAUUGAAGUGGAGAAGACAAAAGCCCAAGUACAGCCGUCUUCUGAUAGCUCAGAUGAACCUGCGGAAAAGAGGGAAAGAAAAGAUAAAAUCCAGAAGGAACCAAAGAAACGACGUGACUUCUACGAAAAGUACCGAAAUCCACAAAAAGAAAAAGAAACUACGCAGAUGUAUAUUAGAGAUAAUGGAUCUCCCGAAGAACACACAAUUUAUGUUUGGGACCAUUUUAUUUCCCAAUCGGCUGCAGAGAACGUGUUUUUUGUUGCUCACAGUUACGGUGGACUCGCCUUUGUGGAGUUGAUGAUUCAACGAGAGACAGAAGUAAAGAAUAAGGUAACUGCUGUGGCGUUGACAGACUCUGUUCACAAUGUGUGGCAUCAAGAAGUUGGGAAAACUAUUCGAGAGUGGAUGCGAGAGAACUGCUGUAACUGGGUGUCCAGCUCCGAGCCCCUGGACACGCCGGUGGAGUCGAUGCUGCCAGAUUGUCCCCGCGUCUCCGCAGGUACAGAACGGCAUGAACUAACUUCCUGGAAGAGUUUUCCAUCUAUUUUCAAGUUCUUCAGCGAAGCCAUGGAGGCCAAGAACAGCUCAGUGAAACAAACACCAACACGCCGUUCCAACAGGAUAAAAUACGAAGAAUUGUAAAAGGAGGGGAGGAAGAAUUAUAAAAACGCAAAAAAAGAAAAAAAAAAAAAACAGCACCAACACCAACCUCUUCACUGCUUGUUUUCUGCAAGCUGUCUCCCAGCCCCUCAUUAGAUUGUUUUCUUCCUAGAGCACAGGGUCGUGAUGUAUACAUCUAAAUAGCGUUUUGCAUUAUUUCUAGAUGAGUGCAACUGUCAAAGCAAUAUGGGUUCACUGGUUGUGCUUCCUGUGGGCUGUAACUUGGAUUUCGUGCUGCCCAUCAGCGCGCAGAUUAAGGCUGACAGUGGUACUGCACAGUGCAGCAUGGUGCAGCUCUAAUUGCCCUGACAUAGCCCUGCACCAAGCUGAUGCCAGAAUUUAACAGCUCCGUCGUGGUCCUAUUGCCUGCAGGAUUUUUUGCUGCUUCCUUCUAUUUUAAGACAGAACAAAACAGGAAUUACUUUCUUUUUUGUUUUGUUUUCCUUGGUUUUUCAAAAGACGCUUCUAAACUCAGAAGUACUAAACCAGCCUGUGGGUUUACACCCUUCUUUUUCUCUGGGACCAAGUGGGAUCAACUCUUGGCUCUUUCAUUUUCUGCUGGUAGGAGGGACCAAGAAGUUUGGUCCAGAUUUAUAGGCAAACCCCUUUGUUGUAGAGAUUUUCUCCUCCUGCGAGAUCAAUGGCAUUAUCUGUAGAUUUUCUCUUCCUUUUGAAAGCUCCACUUUUAAAGAAAAAAAAUGCCUAUUCACUAACUGGCUGGGUCACACUGUGAAAUAUGACAGAAAAAAGAAAAAAAAAAAAAAAAGUAGAGGCACACAUUGCACAUUUUCCUGUUUAUUUGUAAAAGCAAAGAUGCUUCCGUUUUCGUACGCCAGGUUUGUAAUGACUUUGCCAUCCCGUGGUUAUUCCCUUUUUCCCUGAGCAAACGGGUUCAUCCCCUGCGCUGGGGGGUGAGGAGGGGGGGUCACCCUGCGUGGGGACCCCACGCCACGUGGGGGGCGGGGAGGCCGGGGAUGCCGCUGUAUCCACAGGCAGCUUUUCUCCGCUAAAACAUCUGAUAAGCGACAAGAUGUGCCUGAUAGCGUGCCCGGCGAGCGAGCGCGCUAAUUAAGCUCUUUUUAGUGUUGAUGAUGCUAAAUUAAAGUGAUCUUUUCUUCAGUGGCCGUGCCUGCCUCGCCUCUGAUGCUGUUAGUGCCGAGGAGGCAAAACUCAAAAUACGUGGAUUUGGGACCCCCCGAUCCCACCCCCCACACCUCUGUGUAAUGUUUCCUAUCCCUUGAGGCCGGGAAUAGGCGGGGGGAGCGUUAAAACAAGGUGAUGUCGGAGCGUGGGAAUCCCCCCCUCCACCCCAUCACUAUCCAAUCCUUUGGGGCGGAAACCCUCCAUUUGGAGGGCUCUCCGCACCCGCGGAGCGCUCACGUCCCUGCCUGGGUUUACCGGCAAUAGGGUUUCCCUUCCCCCUACCUCUCCGCUGCAUUUAACCUCUCCCAUUUUCAAGCAUCCCCCCCGCGGGUGAACCUGUUGCUGGGGGCUGGGGGGAGAGGAGUUGGUCUGCAACCGGUUCCCCCCCUCUCCGGGCCUGUGUCCACCCCAGCCGUGUGUUUAGGGGGGCAGGAGGGGGUUUACACCGCGUAUUUUGGGUUUCUGUGCUUCUUCCCACAGCCGGAGGAGGUUUUUGUGUGUGCCCCCCUCCGCGUUUCCAUCUCCAGGGAGGUGAAAUGGGGUUCUCCGGGGUGCCAGAUGUUGCGGGAACGGAUCUAUUUUUGAGUGUCUAUUUUACUAAACGGAUCUAUUUUGUUUCAAGUGCCGAUAAGAAACCAAGUGUACAAAAAUUUCUACUGUAACGACUGCCCUUUUUUCUAAUGCUUUUUUUCCUCAGCUGGCCCGGCUCGCUCCUGUAGGGGAUCUGUAAAAGCAGAGCGGGGGGGUCCUUGCCACUGAUAUUUCUCCGCUUGCACUGAACAGAAAAUAAAGAUGCUCUUUACUAUU
This is a messenger RNA of Columba livia (rock pigeon), 4290 nucleotides long. It is a transcript of the gene ARB2A, whose product is annotated as ARB2 cotranscriptional regulator A. Gene Ontology annotation, biological process: regulatory ncRNA-mediated heterochromatin formation. The record is from RefSeq and is a predicted model, not a curated record. The transcript has 12 exons. NCBI's taxonomy places the organism in Eukaryota, Metazoa, Chordata, Aves, Columbiformes, Columbidae. Gene Ontology annotation, molecular function: siRNA binding. Gene Ontology annotation, cellular component: nucleus. The coding region runs from base 1117 to 2322 and encodes 401 amino acids.